Elephantulus edwardii (Cape elephant shrew) is the source of this 558-nucleotide messenger RNA. Its product is annotated as V-type proton ATPase subunit G 1-like. Gene Ontology annotation, biological process: proton transmembrane transport. The transcript has 2 exons. The coding region runs from base 1 to 558 and encodes 185 amino acids. Gene Ontology annotation, molecular function: proton-transporting ATPase activity, rotational mechanism. Lineage: Eukaryota; Metazoa; Chordata; Mammalia; Macroscelidea; Macroscelididae. Gene Ontology annotation, cellular component: vacuolar proton-transporting V-type ATPase complex. The record is from RefSeq and is a predicted model, not a curated record.
AUGAUGACCAGGUGCCAGGCCUUGCGAGGGUCCUGCAGCACAGAGGCCUGCAGCAAGGUCGGCCUCAGCACAGAAGCAGAGUGCACAGCCCUUUGGUCACCUACCUGGUUGAUAACUGCAGCAGCAGCAGUGGCAGCAGGCCUGUGCCAGGAGAGCUGUAUGCGCACCGAGUGCAGGCAGAGCAACAGGCUUGCCUGCGCCUUGGCGAGUCAGUCGCAGGGCAUUCAGCACCUGCUGCAGGCCGAGAAGCGCGCCGCUGAGAAGGUGUCGGAGGCCCGCAAGCGGAAGAACCGGAGGCUGAAGCAGGCCAAAGAUGAAGCGCAGGCUGAAAUUGAACAGUACCGCCUGCAUAGGGAGAAAGAGUUCAAGGCCAAGGAAGCUGAGGCUCUGGGAUCCCAUGGCAGUUGCAGCACUGAGGUGGAGAAGGAGACCCAGGAGAAGAUGACUGUCCUCCAGACCUACUUCCGGCAGAACAGAGAUGAUGUCCUGGAUGAUCUCCUGAGCUUUGUGUGUGAUAUCCGGCCCGAAAUCCAUGAAAACUACCGCAUAAAUGGAUAG